This is a messenger RNA of Chenopodium quinoa (quinoa), 4277 nucleotides long. RefSeq names its product kinesin-like protein KIN-14B. Lineage: Eukaryota; Viridiplantae; Streptophyta; Magnoliopsida; Caryophyllales; Amaranthaceae. The coding region runs from base 168 to 4022 and encodes 1284 amino acids. Gene Ontology annotation, biological process: microtubule-based movement. The record is from RefSeq and is a predicted model, not a curated record. The transcript is spliced from 23 exons. Gene Ontology annotation, molecular function: microtubule motor activity; ATP binding; microtubule binding.
AUUACACAAACAAAAAGCUGGAAGUAGAGGAGAGAGAAAACUGAAGAAGAAGAGUAUUUACACUUUCUCUCUCUUCCACCACUGGCUGAUAAAGGAGAGAGAAAAUUUCAUCAAUUUCGAAGCAAUUCGUCAGAAUUCUAGGGUUUUAAGCUUGGUCGGAAGCUUUAAUGGCGGACAAAAAUCGAUGGAGUUGGGAUGUUAAAGGUUUUGAACCUAAGAAAACGGCGUCGUUUGAUGUUUCCGAUCAUCAGAGUAAACCGGCGUCAUUGGGAAGACGAUACUCCAUUUCUUCUUCGAUUUUGCCGCCUUCUGAACUUUCAAAGUAUUCUGUGGUCUCUAAAGUUAGGAAACUUGAAGAUAAACUCAAGUUUGCAAAAGAAGAUUAUGCAGUCUUGAGACAAGAGGCCAGUGAUCUCCAAGAGUAUUCUAUUGCUAAGCUUGAUCGAAUUACGCGGUAUGUGGGAGCACUUGCUGAUAAAACCCGUAAACUGGAUCAGGCUGCCCUUGAAGCGGAAGCAAGAAUUACUCCUUUGAUUAGCGAGAAGAAAAGGUUGUUCAAUGACUUAUUGACAGCCAAAGGAAAUAUAAAGUUAUUUUGUCGUACAAGACCACUAUUUGAAAAUGAAGGCUUGUCUAUUGUUGAAUAUCCUGACGAAUACACUGUCCGUGUUAAUACGGAUGACGAGACAUUGAGCAAUCCUAAGAAGGAUUUUGAACUUGACCGGGUGUAUGGUCCUCAUGUAGGGCAAUCUGAAGUCUUCAUUGAUGUUCAGCCAUAUGUACAGUCUGCAUUGGAUGGCUACAAUGUAUCUGUUUUUGCUUAUGGGCAAACUCAUUCCGGGAAGACUUAUACUAUGGAAGGAUCUAGCCAUGACCGUGGUUUAUACGUUCGAUGUUUUGAAGAAUUGUUUGAUUUAUCUAACUCAGAGAGCACUACUACUUCUCGAUUCAGUUUUUCAUUCACUGUUUUUGAGCUUUACAAUGAGCAGGUGAAGGAUCUGCUUGCAGCAUCAGGAAAGAGUUCACUGAAACUUAGAAUGGGAUCACCUGGUUCAUUUAUAGAACUUGUGUCAGAGAAAGUCGACAAUCCACUAGAGUUCUCCAGAGUAUUAAAAGCAGCUCUGCAGAGUCGGGGCCCCGAUGCGCAGAAGUUCAACGUUUCUCAUCUGAUUGUGACCAUACAUAUAUUUUAUAACAAUGCUAUUACCGGAGAGAACUUAUACAGCAAACUUUCACUGGUUGACUUAGCUGGAAGCGAGUGCUUGAGUACAGACAAUGAGUCUGGUGAGCGUGUUACUGAACAACUGCAUGCUAUGCAUUCCCUUUCAGCAUUGGGAGAUGUUUUGUCAUCUUUGACAUCAAAGAAAGACGAUGUCCCGUAUGAAAAUUCUCUUCUUACCAAAGUCCUUGCUGACUCAAUAGGUGGAAGCUCCAAAACCUUAAUGAUUGUCAAUAUAUGUCCAGAUGUUUCUAAUUUGCCUGAAACUUUAUCAUCCCUCAACUUCUCUUCCAGAGCCCGAAGUGCUGUUUUAAGCCUUGGAAAUAGAGAUACUAUAAAAAAAUGGAAAGACAUUGCUAAUGAUGCACGUAAAGAGCUUUAUGAAAAAGAAAAGGAAACUAUUGAUAUGAAGCAAGAAAUUAUGAGUUUACAGCAAACAGUCAAAGAAGCAGAUGAUCAAUGUCUCCUCCUAUUUAAUGAAGUUCAGAAAGCUUGGAAAGUUUCAUUUACAUUACAGUCAGAUUUAAAGGCGGAAAAUAUAAUGCUUGCUGACAAGCAUAAAAUUGAGAAAGACCAGAACGCUCAACUGAGGAAUCAAGUUGCUCAAUUAUUGCAAGCAGAGCAAGAACAAAAGUUGCAAAUAAAAGAAAGAGAUACAACAAUUCAGAACCUGCAGGCUAAAAUUGGGAGCUUAGAACAACAGCUAAAUGAGGCCCUUCGUUCUGCUGAAAGUAGAUCUGGGAGUGUGCCUGAGUCAAAUCUCAAGGCUGCAGAGGAUAAUGUGGAUUCAUCGGCUGUUACAAAGAAGCUUGAAGAAGAACUCCUGAAAAGAGAUGCCUUGAUUGAGAGGUUGCAUGAAGAAAAUGAGAAAUUAUUUGACAAAUUAACAGGAAAAGCAGCUUCAGUUGGAUCCUCCCAGGUGUCUAGUCCAUUAUCUAGACGAGAAUCUAAUGUCCAGAACCAGGACUUGGCCAGGAACAAUACUAGUAACAGCACUGGAAAUUCUACUCAAGUGGUUUCUGGAUCAACAGCCGGUGGUAAGGGGGAAAUGGCAGUUGCUUUGGUCAAGCCUGGGAAUGAAUUAGCAAAAACCACCCCAGCUGGUGAAUAUCUAACUGCCGCCUUGAAUGACUUUGACCCUGAACAGUAUGAGGGCCUGGCUGCUAUUUCAGAUGGUGCAAAUAAACUUCUGAUGCUGGUUCUUGCAGCUGUUAUAAAAGCUGGUGCCUCUAGAGAGCAUGAAAUACUUGCAGAAAUUAGAGAUGCUGUCUUCUCUUUUAUUCGUAAGAUGGAGCCAAAGAGGGUGAUGGACACUAUGCUCGUAUCUCGUGUGAGGAUAUUGUAUAUAAGAUCUUUGAUUUCUAGAUCUCCAGAGCUGCAAUCUAUCAAGGUUGCUCCAGUUGAUCGAUUUCUAGAGAGAGCCUCUAAUGGAAGAAGUAGGAGCUCUAGUCGUGCAAGCAGCCCUGGCAGAUCUCCUGCUUAUGAUUUGAGCCCUAGAAAUUCUCUGGCUGAGGGACAAAUCCAAGGUUUUAGAGUGAAUAUAAAGCAGGAAAAGAAGUCUAAAUUUUCAUCUGUGGUUUUGAAGCUUCGGGGUAUUGAUGAGGAAACUUGGAGGCAACAUGUAACUGGUGGAAAACUCCGAGAGAUAACAGAGGAGGCCAAAAGCUUUGCUGUUGGGAAUAAGGCUCUUGCUGCUCUCUUUGUUCAUACACCAGCUGGAGAGCUACAGCGUCAGAUUAGAUCAUGGUUGGCUGAGAACUUUGAUUUUCUUUCAGUAACAAGUGAUGAUGCAAUAGCCGGUAAUACUGGCCAAUUAGAGCUCCUCUCAACUGCAAUUAUGGAUGGUUGGAUGGCUGGACUUGGUGCUGCUCAGCCUCCCAGUACUGAUGCUCUUGGUCAACUUCUAUCUGAGUACACAAAACGGGUUUAUACAUCUCAGCUGCAGCACUUGAAGGAUAUUGCUGGCACGUUGGCUAUGGAAGCAGCAGAAGAUCCAGCUACUGUGGCAAAACUACGUUCUGCUCUUGAGUCUGUUGAUCACAAAAGGCGGAAGAUAUUGCAACAAAUGAAAGGUGAAUCAUCUCUUCUGACACUGGAAGGUGGUGGCUUGCCAAUACCGAAUCCCUCUACUGCAGCUGAAGAUGCAAGACUUGCAUCUCUCAUUUCCCUUGAUGGCAUAUUGACGCAAGUCAAGGAUAUUACAAGACAGGCCUCCAUAAACUCUUUGAGUAAAAAUAAGAAAAGAGCAAUGCUUUCUUCUCUGGAUGAACUUGCUGAACAAAUGCCCUCACUUCUUGAGAUUGAUCAUCCGUGUGCACAAAGGCAAAUUGCUGAGGCUCGCUCAAUCGUAGAGUCUGCUGCUGAAGAAGAUGACCGUUUCCAAACUUCCCAUGCUCACGAACCAUCGUCAAAUUUCGGUUAUGCUACUGAAACUGAUGUAUCGCAGUGGAAUGUUCUACAAUUUAACACCGGCUCCACAACCCCAUUUAUUAUCAAAUGUGGAGCCAACUCAAAUUCAGAAUUGGUGGUCAAAGCGGAGGCUAAGGUUCAGGAACCUAAAGGUGGUGAAAUUGUGAGAGUUGUUCCAAGACCAACAGUUCUGGAAAAUAUGACACUGGAGGAGAUGAAAAAUUUAUUCUCUGAACUUCCAGAGGCUCUUAGUUUGCUUGCCUUAGCAAGAACUGCUGAUGGCACAAGAGCUCGGUAUUCCCGACUGUAUAGAACUCUGGCAAUGAAAGUUCCUGCCCUGAGAGAUCUUGUUAAUGAGCUGGAAAAAGGGGGCAUUUUGAAGGAUGUGAAGUAAUGGGUACAUCCAAUGAUCCAACUGUAACUCCAUUAGUUUGUGUUGUAUGUAUUAUCAGUCCACUCUCUUCCAGUCUUCCUUUUUUUUUUGAUGAAAAUCUUUCUUUGUUAACACCCUUGUGUGUAUAUUAUCUAGGGGAUUUCAUUUUGACACACUACGGAAUUAUGUGUAAAUUUUGUACGAUUCUUCAUUGUUAAUGAAAUCACCCCCAUUGCUGAGAAUUUGAGAAGUUGGCACAUAUGAAGGGUUGAUUUA